This is a messenger RNA of Drosophila pseudoobscura, 1538 nucleotides long. RefSeq lists its product as uncharacterized. The transcript is spliced from 2 exons. NCBI's taxonomy places the organism in Eukaryota, Metazoa, Arthropoda, Insecta, Diptera, Drosophilidae. The record is from RefSeq and is a predicted model, not a curated record. Bases 101 to 1390 code for a protein of 429 amino acids.
AACCUACGAAUCACUUUUACAACACAUGCCGUUUCUUGCGUUAAAUGCAAAUUUAAUUUCCGUACACAAUCGUAUAAUUUGUAAUACUUUGUGUUGAAAAAUGGUGAAUAUUGUGGACCUAGCACCGGAGAUGAUCAGCACUAUAUUUGAAUACCUUGAGCAAUCGAAGGAUAGACAAUGUCUAGCCAAAAGUCAUCCAGUAUUUAAGGAGGCUAUUGCCAUUUACGCCGUCGAAAGCAAAUGCUACGAGAAAAUACAAAUUGAGAGUUUGCCCAUUGAGGAUUGGUCGUUCAUAUUAUCCGCAUGCGGCUCAACUGUUCUGCACAUUGCGUGUUAUAGUGCGAAUAUUGCCUCGGCUGCCGUGAAGCUGGCAUCCGAAUAUUGUCCCAACUUGAAGGAACUUAUCAUUCCAAUACGCCACGAGUAUUGGAACGAGGUUAAGCCGUUGCUAGUGGGACUGGAGAACCUGAAGGGUCUGAUAUUGAGGAAUGACUACACUCCAAUUGAUUUAACGGACUUAGUGAAACUCCCCGAACUGAGAACCCUGCUAUUGUUUGCGUUUAACCCUAAAGACGUACUGCCAGUCGUCAAUUUGUGGCAACUGACGAAUUUAUGUAUAAGGAACGUCGACAUUGUGCUCAACAUCUACGAACUCUGCCGCGGCAUGGCGCAGCUUGAAAGUAUAGAAUUGGAACAGGUUCACGUAAACUUUCCAGCUACUUUUAUGCGUGAUCCGCUGUGGGCCAAGCUGAGGUACCUGAAAAUCGGGGUUGUACGUGUUUCAAGCGAAAUGCCGUACUUACCGCAGCUGAAAAUACUGUGCAUUAAAUGCCACUCCGAUAUAGAACUGGGCAAGAUAUUAGGCAGAUCGGUCACGCGCUAUUCAAACACCUUGCUGGCGCUGCGCUUGUAUUGCACUGACAAAUGCUCCAGCCAUGAAAAUAAUGCCAAGACCAUCGGACAACUAAAGGCCCUAAAAUCGCUUAUCUUCUCCAAUCUGAAUAAUACAUAUUUGCACUUCAUCAAGUCGGAUCAGCUCCAGAAGGUGAUCAUACUAUCCUCCAAUAAAAUAACCAACUCGUCAAUCCUUAUCCUACUCCGAGGGUGUAAGAACCUCCGAUAUCUCGAUGUCUCUGGAUGUAGGAGAGUAAACAAGAACGUUGUUGGUCCGCUCAUUAAUAUUCUGAGGAAAAAUAACGUUCAACCAGAUGAUCCAUUGGUUCUUACUGUUCAUUUAAAAUCAUUCGGAGAUGUCAACCAAGGAACUGGGACUUCGAAUUCGUAUUAUAAUUUGUUGGUCGUCAAAAUAUGCGAAAAUUUUAUACGUGAGCGUCCCUUUACCGUACCUGAUCCGCCCGUUGAAACUGAAUACUUAAUUAAUACUGAAUAAUUAAUUCAAUUUAAUGAAGUACCGAAUAAGAUGUAUUUUUUUAUUCAAAUGAAAACGAAAUACGCGGAAAGAUUUACCAUGGUAUGUAUGGUACCGGGUAAUCGGUAUGACAGCCACAAAAAAAUAAAAUUGUAAUUAAUUAAACGAA